Messenger RNA from Myxozyma melibiosi, 774 nucleotides. RefSeq lists its product as uncharacterized. Bases 132 to 686 code for a protein of 184 amino acids. The transcript is spliced from 3 exons. The record is from RefSeq and is a predicted model, not a curated record. NCBI's taxonomy places the organism in Eukaryota, Fungi, Ascomycota, Lipomycetes, Lipomycetales, Lipomycetaceae.
UUGGCCGCCGCGCAACUUCCGGUCACCACAAAACUUGUGCCAUUCAGGUGUAUUCAGCAGCUCCCUUUCUCGCUGCUGCCCGGAUUAUAUCUGCCAUCUUUCAUCACUCGUCUACGUCAGCUGCGAUAAUCAUGGUUGGAGGAGGUCCCGUUCCGAUUGCACAGAAAUACUCCCUCAGGUCCCAGGGAAUAUGGGAGAAAAUAAGAAAACUGCUGGCUAUGGUGCCCAACCGAUCCACCGGUAACCCGCUCGUCCCCUACUACCGCGUGCCUUCCACCGGCUCACAUCCUGAUGCCGAGCUCUACCGCGACCCGACGACUCUUCCGGCCUCGGACAUCGUGAACAACCCUUACUACAAGCGCGACACUCGCCGCGCGUACCCUAGAAUAGCAUCAUACGGCCAGUCAGAUAUCGGUGGCCUACUUCUCUACGGCUCUGAGGCGACUCCCCGCAUCGCGAAGGGAGAUGCUGGUCAGAAGGCGCUUACGACCGUGAAGGAUGGAUCUUUGAGUCUUACUGCUGCGCUUGCGUCUGUUCCGAAGGAAGUUGUUUUUGGUGAAGUUCUCGCCAAGGACGGGCAGCCGCCAUACCCCGCACCCUUGACUAAGAAGACUACGUGGAAGCUGCUUGAGGAGCCGGAGAGUGGAAUGUAUCCGGACAGCUACCCGGUUAGAACGUUUACUUAAAGGUUUGGUUUAGGAGUCAAAUGGAGACAUUAAUUUGCAUGUGAAAGCUAGAGAAAUGUUAAGAGUUAUUUACACUAUGUUAAUAUCA